Anopheles bellator is the source of this 1380-nucleotide messenger RNA. Its product is annotated as suppressor of activated egl-4 protein 2. Gene Ontology annotation, cellular component: nucleus. The record is from RefSeq and is a predicted model, not a curated record. Gene Ontology annotation, molecular function: DNA binding; nucleosome binding. The transcript is spliced from 2 exons. NCBI's taxonomy places the organism in Eukaryota, Metazoa, Arthropoda, Insecta, Diptera, Culicidae. The coding region runs from base 1 to 1380 and encodes 459 amino acids.
AUGGUCAUCCAACGCGUGUGGCGUAGUCAGUCCGCCAGGAUCAGCCAGGAUCAGCCAGGAUCGGGAUCAGCAGCGGCCACACCGACGACAACAUCGGCGCCAGCAACAAGUGCCUCCGACACGCUGGCCACCACCACCGCCAACGCCACAACAAACGGGACGGAGGUCGACAACAACAGCCCACCAACGACGGGAAUGCGACAGAAGUUACACAAAAACACGCUCUCGAGCGAGGCGACGCUCGAUGCCCUGAAGCAGCGCUAUAGCACCGGCAGGUCCUUCAUGAGCCAAACGGCAAACGAUGCGGCCAUCAAGUCGCUGGAACUGCUUCGGUCCGUCCUUCAGUACCAGUUCGAUCGCGAAGUGGACACGAUCGUACGCAAAUUCCAAACCACGUACUUUGUGCCAGCGAUCCGCAACAUUAGGGAGAACCUGGGCGAUGGGGCCAUCUCGGAGGAAGCGUUGAAGGGGGUGUUCUGUACGCUUCUCGAAGCCUCCAAGGCACAGUACGGGGCCAGUCAGCUGGCGUCCCCGACCGGAAACUCCUUGUCGCGCGCCAACACACCCGGCAUGGAGCUGAGCGAUUCGGACUCGAGCACCGACAAUGCUCCGGCCGCCGCGGGAGGAAUCGGUGUGGCUACCAGUCUGCUGCACCAGGCGCUAAAACGCAAGCUUCCGGAACCGAACCAGCCGGAUCUGUUCAAGCGGCAGUACUUCCUGCACGGCCCAAUCUACCCACACGCCCAGUACCCGGCCGCAUCGGCUCCAUCACAAGCGGGAGGUGUUGCGGGAGGAGGCUCUGGAGGCAUGGCCACGACCACAACGACCCGACCCACCAACGUGACCGUGCCGGAGACGGUCAUCACACCGGAAAGUCUGUUCAUACUGGACUUCAAGGCGGCCCGGGUUCUCGGAGCCACGGACUUCCGCGAGCGAUUGGCCAACAGGCACCCGGAAGUGCUUCGCUACUGUCCCGAUGCGCAGGACCGCGACUGGCUGCUGCAGCAACGGCAGGUGACGCCAUUGAACAAAAAUGGCCGCUACUUCCUGCUGGCGCUCGACGAUGUGCGGAAGCUGAUCGAACGGAACGCAUUCGAAACGUCCGCCGGACAGCAGGGCACCCUGCAAGGCUUCAAGGUGACGGAGCUGAUCUACGCCAAGAUCCAAAAGUUGCUGAAGGAGCUUACGGAACGGCACCAGAGAACGUCGGCUGGUUUCGAGCCUCCGAAGGUACCGGCCUCCUCCGUCUCGCUACCGAACCGGUCACGGGUUUCCUCGCUUAGUUCCUCGCACGCCACGCUAACGGCACUGCUUUCAACCCCACAACCGGUGGCUUCCGGUGGCACCGAAUCGACGCCGACGACUGGCGAAGGACCUUAA